Daphnia pulicaria is the source of this 3724-nucleotide messenger RNA. RefSeq names its product BTB/POZ domain-containing protein 7-like. The record is from RefSeq and is a predicted model, not a curated record. The transcript is spliced from 6 exons. Gene Ontology annotation, biological process: morphogenesis of a branching epithelium. Lineage: Eukaryota; Metazoa; Arthropoda; Branchiopoda; Diplostraca; Daphniidae. Bases 318 to 3254 code for a protein of 978 amino acids. Gene Ontology annotation, molecular function: protein binding.
GGCGAGCCUGUUUUAGACUUAAUAGUUGAAACAAGAUGGUGGCAGUGUUGCUUGUAAAUUGUCGCAGAGUGAAAUUGAAUUACAACAAGUGAGAAAUGUCGGACGAUCAGAAAUCUCGUUGAGUUGAUUCUCCAAGAAAAAGACGUUCAAGAUUUGCAUGUUCAGUUUUCGCCAACCAAACGGGCCAAUGUGUCAAAAUCGAUUGAAAAACACAUUCAACUGACCAGCCAUAUAAUCAAAAGAAGUGGUCAGAGGGAAACGUCCAGAGUCUCAGCAGUGAAGAAAAGUUCACGUCUAUUUUUGUUUUGGAUAAGAAAAUGGGAGCCAGUGCAUCGGGGUUUCAUGAUGGAAAAUGCGUUACAUCUACUGGCACAACUCCUUGCCACCGAUCUGCCAGGAAUUCAGACUCAUCCAAAACAUUCUCAUCAAUGCACUCUGGCGAUCAGCUUGUUGGAGUAUCCGUCAGAGAAAAGAAGAAAAAGAUGACUGGGUUCGCCACGUUACGUCGCAAACUGAUACGUCGACGUAGGACAUCGAAAUCGUACGAUCACGGCAAAGUGAUACGUGAAUUCGUGUCCGAUUGGAGCCCAUUGGAACUCAACACGCUGGUGGAAGAGUACGAAGCGACGGCAGCGCUCAAGGAUUUGUCCGUCCAAGCCGAUUUGGCCCGUCCACCGGCCUCAACGCACAAACAAGAUUUGUCGGACUUGUUCGACUACAAAUACGCCAGCGAUGUGACGCUCAUUUUCCAGGGCGCCUGUUUCCCAGUCCAUCGAGCCAUUCUCAGUUCGAGAUGUUCCUACUUCCGCGAGCUGCUGGCCAGCGGAGCGAGUGGCAACAACACGCGAACGGUUCACGGCGCUCAAGUUCACGUCGACUCUUUGCUUCAAUCACGCGGGAUCGACGUGCCAACCUUCGCCGCUUUACUCCGCUACCUCUACACGGGCGACUUUUGUCUACUGGACGGUGUCGGAGACACGACGUCUCAGACGGACCUGGACGUCCUGAUCCGCCUGGGCCAGGAAUUCGGCACGCCCAACCAAUUGGAGCACGACCUUCGCUAUCUGAUGGAUACCGGCGAUUUGGCCGACGCCGUUUUAGUCUUUGCUUCCGGCCAAGAUUUCGCCCUUGCCACGGGGAAACCUCAUUGCUCCAACUCGUCCCUGGGCAGCAGCACAACGGGCAACAUUGGUUCAUCCUCUUCGGAUUAUGGCUUUUAUCCGCGGAUGGAAAUGCGAUGCCACCGGGCCAUUCUCAGCGCCCGUUCGCCUUUUUUCCGCAGUCUCAUCCAACGUCGCUGCAGGACAACAGAAAAUGCCGUGACUCCCACUCGAAUCAUUCUCGACGAAUCAGUCAUACCCCGACGCUAUGCUCAUGUAUUGAUGCAAGCCCUUUACCUGGACACGGUCGACAUGAAUUGCAUCGUCCGGAGCGGAUGCAAUGAAUCCAGCAGCAGCAGCACAACGGAAGAAACUCCAAAUUCAACCAGCGGAGCUUCUGGUGGCCUUCCGGCAGCCACUACGACUGGAUUACCAGUCCCUCGUCCGGCACCUCCAACCCUUUUCGAAGAAGCUACUGAACUGUAUCAGAUUGGUCGUUUCUUAGAGUUGGACAUUUUGUCUCAAGGCUGCGAAGAUGUGAUUGUUGACAAUCUGUCACUAGAUAACCUACCUCAAGUGCUUAGGUGGUCAGAAUUACCACACGGAUCGCCUUGGGUCCGUCGGCAGGCUCUCCAGUUACUCCGUGAAGAGUUUAGUCCCAUCGCCCAGGCUCCAGUGUUGCUCGAACUGGACAAGAGUCACCUGAUUGAAGCUCUUCAGAGCGAUUUCCUCCAGGCCAGCGAGCUGGAAGUGUUGCAAGCAGUUCUUCGUUGGGGUGAACAUCAAUUGGUUCGGCGGAUGGAAGAUCGUGAGCCCAACAUUGUGAGCCAAACGGCCCAUUCUGUUGCCCGUAAAGGUGUCAGACGACGGGAUUUGAACGAUGUGGAGUUGAGGGACAUUCUAUCCGAGUUGCUGCCGCACGUUCGAGUGGACCACGUCCUACCGCCCAGUCACGAAAGUCUUGCCCAGGCUAUUAGACGGGGAUUGGUAUCGACACCGCCCAGCCACAUGAUUGGCGGUGACAAUAGCCACAAAUUGUCUGUAGGAGGUGGGCCGGGUGGUGGACGAGGUGCUUUGUCCGCUUGGAUCCGAGGCCACCACCAUCACCAUCACCACCACACUGCCAAACACCACCACCACACCGGCCUCUACGUCAAGCCACGCCUAUUUAUGCCUUACUUUGAAGAAACCAAAAGUCUUUUGGCCGACCAGCUCGUCCAGGAAAUGGAACUCGUCCGGCACAGGAUGGUCCGCAUGUCGUCACACAUUCCCGACACGUUGUACAUGAUUGACGACGCUCCAGCUGGAUUGGAAGCUUCCAGUCAAAUGGCCACUUCCUCUUCCAGCGCCACCAGUGACUUGGAUGUCGUCACUGGAGCUGUUCCAGUUCCAGAUUCUGAGACGCUGCAAGCGAUGAUCCGUCGUGAGAGGAAACUUCGAUUAUCGCCAUUAGCUCAGCGGGCGUAUUCACUUCAGUUGGCGUCGCGACGGGACAUUAAUCGGCAGAUUCGUUUACGAGUUGUGCGGGAAUUCAACUUGCCCGACUCGAUCGCUGAAGAGCUGGAAUCGGCUGCCUACCAGUUUGCCGAAGAGGCGGAUGAAUCUCAGCAGCAGCAGCAGAUCCAGGCGACGUCUGCGCUUAUUUGGGAGCCUAGAAAGUCCAGCUCGGUACGCGUUCCAGUUCCGCCAAAGAGGAUGACCUCUCGACCCAAACCUUUUCAAAAGUCUGAGCCGGCCUUGGACUUUGACGACGAUGACCAUCAGCUUCAUCAGUCGCAGCUGUCGGAAUUUAUUCCAGAUAUUGCGGCCUUGUCUAUCAACCCUCUACCCCAAUUCGUACCCUCUCUCCAGCCUCCUGAACCCUACAGGGAACUACAAUUGGAUUUAGGUGACGGUGCGAGUAUCUCCCGUUUGAGUAGCGUCGAAUGGUCUAUCGUCCGAUCAUCAAAUCCCUCGAUGGCUCCUCCAGCCUCAAACCCCAUCCGCAUGUCUACAUUUCGCUCAGACGACGAUUGGGCCGAACAACAAGCCGAAAGGCCAUCGGCAGCUACACUCGGGGGAGCUGCUGCAGCUAUUGCGGCAUCCACUGGCUCACCUCGGACCCAACGGCGAUCCCGUUCCGGGCGGGCAGCCGACGUCCGAGUGUUUAUCUGAUUUAUAUUCUGAAUACUCUUUUUUUGUACAAUCAUGGCUGCUGUUGAUUAUGUAAAAAAUAUCGAUUUGUUUAUCUUUUUCUUUAGAAACAAAAAAAAAGAUCUGAUGGAUUUUUUGGUGUUGUGAAAUUUCUCCUUUUGUGGUUUGUUUAUUCUUUCUUCUCUCUUUAUUGUUGACAUUUGUUUCGUUCUCUGUUGUUUUGGUGGGGACUAAAUGGUUAUUUCUUUUUUUGGUGAGAUUGCAAUUUUUUUACGAGUCUCUUAUCUGCCGUACAUCUUUUUUUUUUUGACACAUCGAAAUUGUCUACGUUUGGUCUUGUGUGAAUCUUUUUUCUCAUAGUCUCACUAUUUCUAUUUCUAUCCCAUUCCGAUAUGUUACAGAUGAAGAUCUCCCCGCCCGGCAGCAUCAUUUCAUCACUCUUUUCCUGCGCCAUCAUCACAUGAUUUUGUAAUAAACGUUGACAAAAACUA